AUGACAAAUGAUAAACAAGUUGAAUCAACUCAAAAAAAAACAUAUGGUAAAAGAAAAUUCGUUGAAUGGAGUGAAGAAGAAGAUUUGAAGUUGACUGGAUGCUUUGAAAAAUAUGGCAGUGACUGGAGAAAGAUAAAAGAUGAACUUGGUUGUAAUAGAAGCCUUGAACAAAUUAGAAAACGUGCUCGCCAUUUAAAUUUAAAUAAACCAAAAAGAGCAAGAAAAACAGUAAAUAAUAAUACUUCUAGUAAUAAAACACCUAAUAAAAAAACAAAAACAAAAGCCACAACACCUAAUACUACUACACCAACUAAAGCUAGAUCACGAUUAAUUCCAAUUUUACCAGCUGAAACUCUUGAAAAAAAUGUUUUAUUAUUAAAUCAUGUAGAAAUUACAGCAAAAAAUGAUCCAGAGUAG
This is a messenger RNA of Entrophospora sp. SA101, 417 nucleotides long. The record is from the annotation of a GenBank genome assembly. NCBI's taxonomy places the organism in Eukaryota, Fungi, Glomeromycota, Glomeromycetes, Entrophosporales, Entrophosporaceae.